Messenger RNA from Populus trichocarpa (black cottonwood), 1758 nucleotides. Its product is annotated as equilibrative nucleotide transporter 3. Gene Ontology annotation, biological process: nucleoside transmembrane transport. Gene Ontology annotation, molecular function: nucleoside transmembrane transporter activity. Lineage: Eukaryota; Viridiplantae; Streptophyta; Magnoliopsida; Malpighiales; Salicaceae. The record is from RefSeq and is a predicted model, not a curated record. The transcript is spliced from 10 exons. Gene Ontology annotation, cellular component: plasma membrane. Bases 213 to 1469 code for a protein of 418 amino acids.
AGAGAACUGCCAGUUUGGUCAGGCUUUUGGGGUUUAAAAGAUCUUCUAUCUAACAUCGGAAUCUUCAAUCUUCAAAGCCCUCUUUGAAAACGUUUCUUAUAUAUUCUCUUCUUUUUAUACUAAACAACAGAUUCCAAAUUCUAUUAAAAGUUAAAGCUUCUCAUGUGAUACGUGCUCCCUUUUAAAAGGGAGAUAUUUGAAAGCAAUCAACUAUGGCAGCACUUGAUGGCAGUGAAGCUCCUGCUAAGCUUAAGGGAAAGUAUGCUGCUAUGAUAGUAUGUUGGCUGCUUGGAAUUGGUUGCCUCUUUUCAUGGAAUAGUAUGCUCACAAUUGAAGAUUAUUAUGUUUACAUUUUCCCGCACUACCACCCGUCAAGGGUCCUUACUCUUGUAUAUCAACCCUUUGCCCUUGGUACAAUUGCAGUGCUGACAUACAAUGAGGCGAAGAUCAAUACCAGAUUGAGGAACUUAUUUGGAUAUGCUCUUUUCUUCCUCAGCACUCUUUUGGUUUUAGUAUUGGAUUUAGCUACAUCGGGAAAAGGAGGUAUUGGAACUUUCAUUGGAGUUUGUGCAAUUAGUGGUGCUUUUGGAGUCGCAGAUGCGCAUGUGCAGGGUGGGAUGGUUGGCGACCUGUCUUUCAUGCAGCCUGAAUUUAUUCAGUCUUUCCUUGCUGGUUUAGCAGCAUCCGGGGCUCUAACCUCUGCAUUGAGGCUAAUUACAAAAGCAGCAUUUGACAAUUCUCAGGAUGGUCUUCGCAAGGGAGCCAUUCUAUUUUUUGCCAUCUGUACCUUUUUUGAGCUUCUCUGUGUUCUUCUCUAUGCUUACAUUUUCCCCAAACUGGACAUAGUGAAGCACUACCGCUCCAAGGCAGCCUCAGAAGGAUCAAAAACUGUUUCAGCUGAUCUUGCUGCUGGUGGCAUCCAAACAUUGCUCAAACCGGAAGCCCAAGAAGAUCCAAAACAACUGGAGCGGCUGAGCAACAAGGAGUUGCUAUUGCAGAAUAUUGAUUAUGCAAUUGAUAUGUUUCUGAUAUAUGUCCUGACACUGUCUAUUUUCCCUGGAUUCUUAUCUGAAGACACUGGAACACACAGUUUGGGCGGAUGGUAUGCGCUUGUAUUGAUAGCAAUGUAUAAUGUGUGUGAUUUAAUUGGGAGAUAUAUUCCACUCCUGAAAUUCUUGAAGUUGGAGUCCCGGAAAAGUCUAAUGAUAGCCAUUCUCUCUCGCUUCUUGCUCGUCCCGGCUUUCUAUUUCACUGCGAAGUAUGGAGACCAGGGCUGGAUGAUAAUGCUAACAUCUUUCUUGGGGUUGACUAAUGGUUACCUCACUGUGUGUGUCCUUACUUCUGCACCGAAAGGUUACAAGGGACCGGAGCAAAAUGCGUUGGGAAAUCUGCUUGUAUUGUUUCUUCUUGGUGGAAUCUUUGCUGGGGUUACUCUUGACUGGUUGUGGCUUAUAGGCAAGGGAUGGUGAACAUGGAACUUAGAUGUUGAAGUAGGGAGUGUCUUUUUAUACUAAGCCAGUUUCAGAUUUACGGCAUGGUGAUUUAUGACGAGAUUGCAAAGUGUAAUGUUAGUCAUCCGUUUGAAUUUGGUGGAUGUACUGAACCAAUCUUUAUUACAGUUCCAACUCUCUUUUGUACAGUUCUCCUAGACAAAUAGAAGAAUCGAUUGUUUCUCUUAUAACAUUUAUGCCCCGGAAACUAGCUGAUGAUCAGUGCUAAUCAAAUACAAAUUAGUCUUUUAUUUUGUUCUUUUUUUAA